Prosopis cineraria is the source of this 2405-nucleotide messenger RNA. RefSeq lists its product as uncharacterized. The record is from RefSeq and is a predicted model, not a curated record. The transcript is spliced from 14 exons. Bases 480 to 2021 code for a protein of 513 amino acids. Lineage: Eukaryota; Viridiplantae; Streptophyta; Magnoliopsida; Fabales; Fabaceae.
UUAUACCGCAACACCCAGAAGGCAACCUCAUACAUACAAAUCAAUGUGGGAGUUUAGCUGUGGGAUCUGACUUGGAAUUUGGGUUCUUCAGUUUGCUCCGCAUUUUCGCUUUCUAAACCUUUUACCAUUUUUAACUCUUUUUCUUGCGUGUUUGGGACCCCCUUCAUGGAAUUGACGCACAAGAGGGGCCCAAGUUUUAAAUUAUUAACCUUGAGAAAGUUGCUGCAAUUAUGGUGCAGGAGCUUUAAAUUAAGCUUCUGUUUCGAAAUUAUUGAUGUCCAGCAUUCUAAUUUUUGAAUGAAAAUCAUUUGGAAGAAACUGUUUCCUAUAUUGGGGGGAUUUGGGAUUCUUAAGGUGCUGCUCUUGAAGAACAUAUAUUUUUGAAGAUGGUGAAGGAUUGAGUUUGAUGUUCUUAGAGACUCCUCUCACCUUAGUAAUCUCAUGAGGCGUAAUUAUUCUGAGCUACAUGUAGAAGGAAGAUGAUUGAGCAAUUUAUCAACUUUGUUAUUCGUCCCCCCAGGGCAGAAUAUAAUCCAGAUCAGUACCUAUGGGAAAGGGAAUUUUCUCUUGCAGGCAGAACAUAUCAAAGACAGGAUUUGGAGCUUGAGAAUUCUAGGGGACAUACCUUACAAUGUAGCCAUUAUCUCCCUUCACCUUUCCCUGAAGAUACUUCUCUUCCUUGUGUCAUAUAUUGCCAUGGAAACAGUGGAUGUAGGGCAGAUGCCAAUGAAGCUGCUGUUAUUCUUCUUCCAUCAAAUAUUACUGUCUUUACUCUUGAUUUCUCUGGAUCAGGCUUAUCUGAUGGGGACUAUGUUAGCCUUGGUUGGCAUGAAAAAGAUGAUCUUAAGGUAGUGGUGUCACAUUUAAGAAGCAACAAACAAAUAUCACAUAUAGGCCUCUGGGGAAGGUCCAUGGGUGCUGUUACCAGCCUUCUUUAUGGAGCUGAAGACCAUUCUAUUUCUGGAAUGGUGUUGGAUAGUGCCUUUUCAAACUUAUAUGAUCUUAUGAUGGAGCUUGUGGAUGUCUAUAAGAUCCGCCUUCCAAAGUUCACUGUUAAAAUGGCUGUACAGUACAUGAGGCGGGUGAUUGAGAGGAAGGCAAAAUUCGAUAUUAUGGACCUCAACUGUUUGCUGGUUGCACCCAAGACAUCUAUUCCUGUUUUGAUUGGACAUGCUUGUGAUGACAAGUUCAUUAAGCCCCAGCAUUCUGAUCUUAUCUUCAAAUCCUAUGCGGGUGAUAAAAAUGUAAUUAAAUUUAAUGGUGAUCACAACUCCUCUCGACCGCAGUCCUUCUAUGAUUCAGUGUCCAGUUUCUUCUGCAAAGUUCUCUGCCCACCUCAAGCUUCCAGUCUUCAGCGUGAACUGGAGAAAUAUUAUGAUUUGGGGCAUUUAAACAUUGGUUCUGUUGGCAACAAGAGCAUACUGUAUGAGAUCAUUUCUACCUUGCGGUCCACUGCUAGUGGUGUGGCAAGUUCAUCAUCUGCUCCUCCAUGCAUUUCAACCAUAAAAUCUGUUAAUCAACUUCUUUCUGAAGUUGCAACAGAGACAACUGUUGAAGACAUUAUGCACGGCAAUGAUGAAGCUGGCCAAGAUGAGCCUUCACAUGUACAGGAUAAGCUAAAUGGCCUGACCGAAGAAUGUUGCUCAUUUACUAGCUCAAACAGAGAAAGUUGGGGCAGGUGUUCAUCUUUAGGAGGUAGUGAUGAAGAAUCUUAUGCAGAUUUUGGUGCUGACAAUAAUUGCUCUCAGAAUAUUGUGGAUGUGUUUGCUACACCUUUGCGAAGCAUGAAAGAGAAAUGUUCAGAUCUUACUGAAGAAAAUGAAGAGAUGGAAAAGAAAGAGGAGGAGACAGAGAACAAGAAGAAGAAGAAGAAGAAGGCAGAGAAGAAGAAAAAGAAAGGUGAAGGUAAAGACCCCAAAACACCUAAAACUGACAAAUUUGACAAAUUGGAAGCUCUCAGCAGACGCAUCCGCCUUUGCAUUCUAAGAGGAUCGAUCCAUCGAAGACGUGGCUCCUCUUGAAUUUAACUUGUAUCACCUUUGGAUUCUCUCAAGUUUAGGCAGAAAAAUGUGGUCAUUUUGAUCAAAUCAUAGUCAUUGAGUUGAUUUGGAUGGUGUGAAUCUAUCAAAAUGGUUAUUUGUUGAAGAAGAAUCAAGUUUGGAAACGUCCAAAUUGAAUGAACGGCUAAAAUUUGUUCUAAAUGGUUCAUUUUUCUAGUUAAAAUUGAGAGAAUCCAUACAACAUAACUGCUCUGUUUUUAAUUGCAUCAUGCUUUGCUCGAGGCCAUUGGUUUCAAGUAUUUUAGGGGUUCUGUAAUUUCUAUUAUUUCUGAAUUGAGCCUUGGGAUUUUGUUAUGGAAGCAAUUCUUUUUCUUGGCCAAUGGGAUAGCCUCCUUUUUCCUUUUC